AUGGGGACGGCAGCCAAGCCUACAGCAUCUCUUUUCCUUUCUCCAGACAGAACAAAAGACAGCACGGAGAAGUCACCAAGUGUCUACCGUAAACUGGAGCUGGCUGCUGUGGAAAGACACAUUUUUUGUGGCCCAAGGCAAAAAACCUCAGUCCUUGAGAUUUUUCAGCCAUCAAAGCUAUCAAUGGGGUUUUUCUGGGAAACCGAAAUUCUGGAGGACAGUCGAGUAGGAAGGUGCAAACCAGGCAGCGGAUUCAGUGGAAUGCAGCCGGCGCUGCAGGUUGGCCGGGAAGGUGGCACAGGACGCUUGCUUGGGCCGGUGCAUUUGUCAAAUUCUGACAACGAAAAUGGAAAAGUUUGCAAAGCAGCGCGGCUGCUGGCAGGCGUUGGAGGGAUGUUCCCUGCUCGCAGCUUGGUUUCAUACCCUCGUUUCUCCUCCAAGUGGUGGGUUGGACGUUUCGUGCCCAAUCAUAAGGAUUUUAAAAUACAACGUAACGUGCAUGGUUUUCCUCUCCUGCACUGUCGACCCCAGCCGUACGGGAGCGCGGGUGUUCGUGCCGGUUGCCUGAGGAGCGGCGGCUGCGCCGCGGAGCCCCUCGCCCCCGCCGCCGCCUCGGGGCGGCUCCGCCCCUCCCGCCCUCCAGGGGGCGCUGCGCUGUGGCUGGAAGAAACUUUGUUGAUUAAUUCAAAAUGUAGCAGCAAGAAGGCCACAACUUUACAGACAGUUAGGAUCCCAAGGAGUAAUGUUUUGGACCGAGUACAGAGCUUUUUACCACAGAUGGCCCAUGCAAAUGAUGAGCUAAGAAGAAAAAUGGUAACAGCACCAGCUCAUCAGUUUGAUAUUGAAAAUCUAGACAGUGCAACAGAAAAAGUUAUAGAAAUGAAUGUGGCUGUAGUUGAACUGAGUGAUUCUGAUACAGAUGAAGAGAUACUAACUUCAGAGGAUGACUCGGAAUCUGAAGAUGACUGUGUAACUGAUGAAGUGACAAUAGAAAACAUUAAGUUUCCCAAACAAAAGGGAGAAAAGGGCAAAAUAGAAAUUUUGGACAGCAAAGUGAAUGAGUAAAUCCAUUUUAUUUUA
This is a messenger RNA of Nipponia nippon (crested ibis), 1080 nucleotides long. The record is from RefSeq and is a predicted model, not a curated record. Lineage: Eukaryota; Metazoa; Chordata; Aves; Pelecaniformes; Threskiornithidae.